AUGAAGGCAAUUCAAAGCAACCUUAGAUUAAUAAAUAAAAAUAUAGGUCUCAUUCUAAAUUCGAGAGCUUGCUUCUCAUCCAACUCAAAUCUAUCAGAAAGUUAAGGAAAGAUAACUUAAAGAUCUAAUGAAGAAAUAAUAAAGGAGUAUGAAAAGCUAUUCGAAUAUGCUAAGGAGAAUCUCGUUUAUAAAUGUGGAAAUCUCACUGAUAUGCCCAGUAGGUUUGGCUUCCUUAAGAGAUGGAGGCAUGAGAAAUAAUUAAACUAUAAUAACUGCAAGCAUCCAAUCUUUCUAUAUGCUUAUAGAGCUUUUAUUGAUGCUUUAGGAAAGCAUGAUAUUCAGACUGUAUCAAAGAUGUGUGAGAAGAAUUUGUUUCGGAAAAUUGAAAAUAAUUACAAACAAGUUAACUCUCUUAACUCAAGAUACUUCUUGAUUGAUAAAAAUAUUUAAAUGAAGAUGAAGCUUUUGGAUACUAAGAUCGUUGAAGGAGUUUACUUAGAUAGAUCUAAAAAUCUCUCAUCAUCUUAUUAUGAUGUGAAAGAAACAAAUGAAAAAAUAAAUUACAUUAGAAAAACAAAAGCCAUCCUUGGAAAACCAGCUGGAAUAGAUUUUGAAGUUAUGCUAAAAGAUAGAAAGCCCUAAGGAAUAAACACAGGGUUCUAAAGUGAGGGUAGCUAAAAUUAGCAAUCAAAUACUUUUAAAGAAGAGCUUUCUAUACUGUAAUUAGAUAUAUAAUUUGCAAGCAACUUGAGAAUAGGGAUAUAGCAUAAUGAUGAUGAAAACUUAACGAUAGGUGCUCCUUUGCAAUUCAAUAAAGAGUUUGAAAAGCAUGUUUUGAGAUUUGAAAGAUAUAUAAAACUACCUCAAGAGCUACAAGUAAUCAGAGAUAAGCUAAAGAAAGAGGCUAUGAAUGAUAUGAGAAAGCUAAAGGAAAUGAAGGAUGAAGAAACUCUGAAUCCUUGGCUUAUUACUGAUAUUGAUUAUAUUAUGGAUGGAAAUCCGUACGUUGUUAAUUUAAAAUGA
Molecule: messenger RNA, 1023 nt
Organism: Stylonychia lemnae
Lineage: Eukaryota; Ciliophora; Spirotrichea; Sporadotrichida; Oxytrichidae
Source: the annotation of a GenBank genome assembly